Molecule: messenger RNA, 288 nt
Organism: Capronia coronata CBS 617.96
Lineage: Eukaryota; Fungi; Ascomycota; Eurotiomycetes; Chaetothyriales; Herpotrichiellaceae
Exons: 2
Coding region: 1-288 (95 amino acids)
Source: RefSeq, a predicted model, not a curated record
AUGUCGGACCUUGCUAAAGGCGUCGGCAACCUGUUCGCCUCGGUUGUGGAAAUCAUCAAAGGAAUCUUCACCACCAUUCUCCAUCUCUUCGAGGGCGCCGUGAAUACGGUUAUUGGCCUCUUCAAGAGUGUCUUCAACCUGGCCGAGGGCGUGGUCGGCUUCAUCAUCGGCAACAUCUUCAUUCUGGGAACGUUGUGCGCAGUCUACUUCGGAUAUGUCCUGUAUCAGCAACGCCAGGGGAAACAGCCCGCACCCAUUUCCAGGGUUGCGGCGAAGAAGACGAGUUAG